AUGUUGCUGCACCACCCGUUUCGUCGCUCCUGGGACGACGUCAAUGUGGUAGAAGGUAUUCGUUACGACACGUACCGAGAAGCGUACGAGGCUUGUGGGCGACACCACCCGCCGCGCGACCACGGCUACUAUACCUUACCGGUAGCCGAGGAGGACGAACCCGAGGAGUGCGACGUGGACGACAUGAAUCCCGGCUUGGGCGACACCUGGCUUGGAGGAAGCCUGGAGGCUCUCCGUGCCUAUGGCGAUAAUGAAGACGGUAACUUAACCUACCUUCUGUACGACCCCAACACCCCAGAGGGCCAAUCCCCUUCGCAUGAGACGAGCUCGCCCCAGGUAUCGAAGAGGUACAGCGUCGUAGAAGAGAGGAACUAUCCGAUACGGAAUCCUCGCACGACGAUCGCUCAGAUACACCACCAUCUUCUGGCGACUCGGAUUCAUAGGAUGGGGAACCGGCCGUCGUCGCUCAACCCGGUGCACCAGCACCUACUAGAGACGAGCAGUUAUCCCGUUCGGUAUAACCAACAGGAUGACCUGAGAGAGGAGGGGAUGGAACAUCUUCACACGCUUUUCGAGCAAGUGAGCCGACCGGUGGAAUCAUACUGCCGAGAGGAUUUAGAGUGGGGCAACGACGACGACAAGUUAGAUAUCUACAUGGAAUCGUUUGACAAGAAGAUGUCCGACGUCGCCACAACGAUAACAAACCUCAUAAGCAACCAAGUCAAAGCCGUCAAAUACACCAACCAGCGCAUUGACAAUCUAUGCAUCGACGCCGCGUCCCUACAACACACGGUGGAAUCUCUAGGGCGCAAAGUAGAGUCGGCCGCGUCAAAGACGGCCCAUAGAUCCCUAGAGGAAGAAGUUGGUCGCUUAAAGACCCAAGUAAAAUGCCUAGUCGAACGUCUAGGCGACAUCUAUACCGCAAACCCCAAUACCACCCCCACCUUACCCACCAUGCCUGUCAUUAGCGACUCGUCUUCCGAAUCCUCUAUGGAUUCCCACGACACGCCUCGUGGUACGACUAACCGGUUCUUCAACAUGUUCGCCCCAGACGGACGACAAGAUUCGAGAAAGCGUAGCAGCCCCUCGUCGGGCAACGAACUUAACAAACGCUAA
Molecule: messenger RNA, 1116 nt
Organism: Hypoxylon trugodes
Lineage: Eukaryota; Fungi; Ascomycota; Sordariomycetes; Xylariales; Hypoxylaceae
Exons: 3
Coding region: 1-1116 (371 amino acids)
Source: RefSeq, a predicted model, not a curated record